This is a messenger RNA of Medioppia subpectinata, 388 nucleotides long. NCBI's taxonomy places the organism in Eukaryota, Metazoa, Arthropoda, Arachnida, Sarcoptiformes, Oppiidae. The record is from the annotation of a GenBank genome assembly.
GUAUUGAAUCCAAUGCUAACCGAAUUGUCUCAGAGCUCUAACACAGUGUCGAGAAGUAAUAAUUCAGUAUUGAAUUCAAUCUACGAUACGUUCAGAAACAAUGUGUUUGUCUCGAAAUCAGUUCGAGAGAUACUCUUUGGAUUCAAUAAUAAUUCUCAAAUGCAAAUCAUUUCUCAAUACUUCCCAACUCUAUCCAGAAGUGGUGUUUCGGUUCCCAAACUUUUGCCCACAGAUUUCGCUCUCUUUCCAAACAAUACGGAGAAUAAGUUUGAAGUUUUAACCGGACUUAAGACCGGUCUCUACUCUAAGUUACUCAAAUGGAAUGACAAAUCGUUAGAGUGUAAACGCUUGGACGGGUCGCUCCUGUAAUGUCAUUAACGGCACAAAC